Paecilomyces variotii is the source of this 2939-nucleotide messenger RNA. RefSeq names its product armadillo-type protein. Bases 235 to 2580 code for a protein of 781 amino acids. Gene Ontology annotation, cellular component: cytoplasm. Gene Ontology annotation, molecular function: ATP binding; protein kinase activity. NCBI's taxonomy places the organism in Eukaryota, Fungi, Ascomycota, Eurotiomycetes, Eurotiales, Thermoascaceae. Gene Ontology annotation, biological process: protein phosphorylation; tRNA export from nucleus. The transcript is spliced from 9 exons. The record is from RefSeq and is a predicted model, not a curated record.
GCUGGGAUUCCACCGUCUUACUUUCAAGGCUGGUGAGGAGCUUGUAUCUAUUUUCUAAAAACCCUCUAAUCUACCAAGGGACCUUCUCCCGCCAGCGCUCCAGUCUUCCUAAUCCUCACGUGCGCACUCUUCCGUUGUUGAUCUCCCCGAUAACUUGAGGGCGGCGCGGAACGCCAGAUUGACAAUACUUAUUAUUUCCGACAACGGGCGAGUUUCCCAGGUCGCCAAUAAAUAAUGGAUUUUUUGAAAUCCGCCGUCGCAUCGGCAAUCGCUAAGGGGAGCUCGUUCCCUUAUUCUCUUGGAGACCGGGUAGAUAAUGGAGAGUCCAUUUGGACACUGCAUAACGCCACGAAACGGGAUGACGGCUCCUCAUGCAGCGUAUUUACAUUCGAUAUUGCGGCAAAUAAAUCUCGACUUCCGCUGGCGAAAAACGCAGCACGGAAAUUGCGGACAUUGAGGCAUCCGGGCGUGAUAAAGGUGUUGGAUACGAUUGAGACGGAUGCCAAUAUCUACAUCAUCACGGAACGAGUUGCGCCAUUGUCCUGGCCUGUCAAACGGAGGAGUCUGAGCGAAGAGACGGCCAAGUGGGGGUUAUAUACGGUUGCGUCCACGCUUAAAUUUAUCAACGAUGAUGCAGCUUCAGUCCACGGUAGCGUGCGCGUGUCUUCGGUAUUCACAAGCGAGAGCGGAGAAUGGAAGCUCGGGGGGUUCGAUGUGUUGAGUUCUAUGAAGGAGGACGGUGCGGUGAUAUAUACGUAUGGUAGCCUCGUCCCCGAUGCAGCAAGAUACACGCCGCCAGAAGUCAAUAAGGGAGGUUGGGAGGCUAUCAAGAGUAACCCUCUUGCGGCUGUUGAUGCUUACGGCCUCGGUAUCCUGGUAUUCGAAGUACUCAACGGUAGCUUUACGGGCGCAGACCAGGUGGGCAAGACGACGAAUAUACCACCGAGCAUGCACCAAAGCUACAGAAGAUUAUGUACUGCGAACCCCAAAAUACGGCUGAGCCCAGGGAACUUUGUUGAGCAAGGAAAGAGGAGUGGCGGAUUCUUUGAGACGCCACUGAUUCGCUUGACAGAAGAUAUCGAAAGCUUGGGAUUGAAAAAUGAUGCCGAACGCGAGGAGUUUAUCAAUGAACUCGAUGAGUUAUCUGAUGACUUCCCAGAGGAGUUCUUCAAGAUGAAGGUCCUUCCGGAACUCCUCAAGUCCGUCGAGUUUGGCGGUGGCGGCCCCAAAGUUCUUGGGGCUAUCAUCAAGAUCGGUACGAAGCUUACAGCUGACGAGUACUCGACGAAACUCACGCCUGUAAUUGUUCGCUUAUUUGCAAAUCCCGAUCGAGCGAUCCGAGUCUGUCUACUGGAUAAUCUACCGUUGAUGAUUGAUAACAUACCGCAGAGGAUUGUCAAUGACAAAAUCUUCCCGCAAAUGACGUCUGGAUUCACGGAUGUUGCACCCGCCGUUCGAGAACAGACUGUCAAGGCUGUAUUGGCAGUCAUUGGGAAGCUCUCAGACCGCACGAUCAAUGGCGACUUGCUGAAGUUCCUGGCGCGUACGGCGAAUGAUGAACAACCUGGCAUUCGAACAAAUACGACCAUUUGUCUAGGAAAGAUAGCCAAAAACUUGGGCCAGAGUACACGUUCGAAAGUUCUUAUUGCCGCUUUCUCGCGCUCGCUCAGAGACCCUUUCGUGCACGCACGCAAUGCCGGCCUGCUCGCUCUCGGUGCGACUCUGGAGUACUUCACCCCAGAGGACGCUGCAGGCAAGAUCCUGCCCGCUGUUUGCCCAGCGCUGCUCGACAAGGAAAAGCUUAUCCGAGACCAGGCGAACAAGACUGUCGACUUGUAUCUACAGCAUAUUCGAAAGGAAGCGAACAAGAUGCCUGACACGACACUUCCACCACCCGGAGCUACGGAACAUGUCAACAACGCAGCUCGCAUAGGGACAUCUAACGACACCUCUUGGGCUGGCUGGGCGAUCUCCUCCUUCACGAACAAGGUCACUGCGACCAAGGGCGAAAUCCAGACUACCAAUGGUGAUAAGGCUGCCGUAGCAGAACCUGUCCGCCCGGCAUCCGUGCCUCGCCCGGCAAAGACCACAUUGGAAGUACCGUUGGUUCAGCCCCAGCAACCUACAACCCCGUCCCUUGGACGCUCUUUAUCGGAUCAACCAGUGACAGCACCUCGAGAAGAGGAAGAGGCGGACGAUGUGUACGACGCGUGGGGUGCUAUGGAUGAUGACGAUGACGGAGCAGAGCAGACAGGCGAUAACCUCCUCGAUGCAACAGCAACCCCCAAGGAUACUCUGAGCCCUGCUUCAACGAGGCCAACCACUGCAGCUUUUGAUGAUGGCGGCGAACCUGAUUUUGCUGGCUGGCUGGCAGCGCAGUCGAAAGCCAAGGCGAAGAAGCCAUUGCCCAAGGGCCUAAGCAAAUCGUCAUCGACCAAGGAAAUCCCUUCACGGCCAGCAACUACAUCGCGGACCGCGAGUACCAAUGCCAUAAAGACGAAACCCGUAGCAGCGCCCAAGAAGAUCGAUACGAAGCCCAAGGACGAAGCCGAGGAUGACGACUGGGGAGCGUGGGACUAGAGAACUUCUGGUGCGGUAGAUCAUCAUGGAUGGAUUUCUUUAUACUAGAUCUGGUCUUCAGCUUGGAUUCCGUACUGGGUCUUUGCAUAUAGCUUCUUUAUCGGCAUCGAGCGUGGAGUUUGGCGCGAUUGUUCUGUUUGGCGUGAGUUUGGUGACAUUUAUGUUGGUCCCGAAUAUAAUACCAUAAUAGUAUAGAUCUAUUCCCGCUUGGUAACAAUGUCUAUCGAAGUCUACUGCGAAUGGCACCCACUGGCUCCAUCUUGAAUGUUCAUUCUCCAGGUUUCGCCUACACAGUUAAUGAAUUACAUCUUAACAUGGGGUUUGGCCCCCAUGUCAUCGGGCUAAAUCGAGUUAGCUGC